AACCACAGCUGCGGGCGUGGUCUGCGCGGGGCUGCCCUCCUGUUCUGGCUUAUCAGGGGAUCCCCAAAGAAAGCAAGGGGACCAAGGCCGGGGCUGCUGGGGUGAAGGUCCGGGAGGCUGAGUAAGGGGACGGAAGGGCACAGGCCAUGGAAAGGAAUGACAUCAUCGACUUCAAGGCUUUGGAGAAAGAGCUGCAGGCUGCACUCACUGCUGAUGAGAAGUACAAACGGGAGAAUGCUGCCAAGUUACGGGCAGUGGAACAGAGGGUGGCUUCCUAUGAGGAGUUCAGGGGUAUUGUCCUUGCAUCACAUCUGAAACCACUGGAGCGGAAGGAUAAGAUGGGAGGAAAGAGAACUGUGCCCUGGAACUGUCACAUUAUUCAGGGUAGGACCUUCCAGGAUGUGGCCACUGAAAUCUCCCCGGAGAAAACCCCCCUCCAGCCCGAGACCUCUGCUGACUUCUAUCGUGAUUGGCGACGACACUUGCCAAGUGGGCCAGAGCGCUACCAGGCUCUACUGCAGCUUGGGGGUCCAAGGCUGGGCCGCCUCUUCCAGACAGAUGUGGGGUUUGGACUUCUUGGGGAGCUGCUGGUGGCACUGGCUGAUCACGUGGGGCCGGCUGACCGGGCAGCGGUGCUGGGGAUCCUGCGCAGCCUGGCGAGCACCGGGCGCUUCACCCUGAACCUGAGCCUGCUGAGCCGGGCAGAGAGAGAGAGCUGCAAGGGCUUGUUUCAGAAGCUGCAAGCCAUGGGCACCCCCAGAUCCAUGAAGGAGGGGCUCAGCUGGGAGGGGCAGGGUCCGGAGGAGCAGUCUGGUGGGCUCCAGGAGGAGGAGAGGCUCCUGCAGGAGCUGCUGGAGCUGUACCAGGUUGACUGAUGUGACAAGCUACCCUCAGAGGUCCCGGUGGUCACUGGAGGCAGUUAUUUGGUUGUUGUCUUGGGGGUUCUGCAGGACCAUAAUAAGAAACCCACACUUAGUUUCCUUCUCAACUUGGAAUUUUCAGAGCAAAAACAGGAAUCAAGUCUUCCCCACUUCUCCAGUCCCUCAGUGUCUUGCUAUUUUGAACUGUGUGUAUCCAUGGGACAGUCAAGAGCUCAGGAAGUUGAAAGCGGUUUUGUUUCCCACCCUUAGAGUCUGCCAAGCCUCUAGCCCACUGGCCUUGAGAGAUGAGUGUGUGCCCAACCAAAUGCUGGCUAUACCAGUUACACAGCUCUUAACAAGAAUGUUUACAGCCCCAAACCAAUGAAUGGACAUGUAAUCAACAAAUGAUCAAAUGCUACCUCAUUUGAGGUGUUGAAUUUUCCCCUAGAGACUCAGUUCUUGUGCAGGUUAGGCCUGGGAAAGUCCCAAGCCAUCAGCUCAGGUCCAGCCAGCCUCCCGGAUGGCCAGAUACGCAGGAGAGUGGGUUUCCUUCAUCCCCCAGGUUGAUGAAAGGGAAGAUUUUUCCACCAGACCAGCAGGGCAGGGCCUGGAGCACUGAGGCAGAGAUCUCCGUGCCGAGCACCUCGGUCAGCCCUUCUCAUUCUGGUUUCCUUUGACCCAUUCUUGGGUGAGUGCCAGUGUUCUAGAAAGGGGAGUGAAGGCCAGGUUCUAGAACGGGAUAUCAGGUCUGGAAUGUUAGAAGGGCAUCUUGUACAUCCACUGGGAAUAAAUUGCCUUGCCCUUGGCGGCUUCCUCUGCA
Messenger RNA from Symphalangus syndactylus (siamang), 1680 nucleotides. It is a transcript of the gene DNAAF19, whose product is annotated as dynein axonemal assembly factor 19. Gene Ontology annotation, cellular component: outer dynein arm. The record is from RefSeq and is a predicted model, not a curated record. Gene Ontology annotation, biological process: inner dynein arm assembly; epithelial cilium movement involved in extracellular fluid movement; determination of left/right symmetry. NCBI's taxonomy places the organism in Eukaryota, Metazoa, Chordata, Mammalia, Primates, Hylobatidae.